This is a messenger RNA of Saprolegnia parasitica CBS 223.65, 942 nucleotides long. RefSeq lists its product as hypothetical. The transcript has a single exon. The record is from RefSeq and is a predicted model, not a curated record. The annotation marks the transcript as partial. Gene Ontology annotation, cellular component: U4/U6 x U5 tri-snRNP complex. Gene Ontology annotation, biological process: mRNA cis splicing, via spliceosome; maturation of 5S rRNA. NCBI's taxonomy places the organism in Eukaryota, Oomycota, Saprolegniomycetes, Saprolegniales, Saprolegniaceae.
AUGGGACGUAGCCGCAGUCCAGCUCGCCACCGCAGUCGGAGCCGUAGCCGCAGCCGUGGUCGCAACAACCGCCACCGCGAUGUGCGCGACCGCCAUCGUGACAAUGAGAAGGAUCGCACGCCAGAGCGCCGGCGCCGACGGAGCUCUGUCGAGGAGACCAAGGAGUCGCCAACGAAGGCGCCAGAGGACUCAAAGCCGAAGGUCACAGAGAGCAACGGCGAAAUCAGUAUGAGUGUUGAAGAGACAAACAAGCUUCGUAUCUCAAUGGGGCUCAAGCCUCUUCGCCUCACGAAGCCCGAGUCGAAGGAGGUCAACCUGGCCAAGUCGCGCGAGGACCUCGCAGCCGAGGCGCACCAAAAGCAGCUCAAGGAGACUCUGGAGAAGUCCAAGCGAAAGCGCGAGUAUACCGCCAAGAUGCAAGGCAAGUCCCUCGGUGAGACGCUCGCCGAAGAUGCGACGUCAACCCUCGAUUGGGUCCGUCGCAGUCGGACAACGGCGCCUGCGCCUCUUCCAGGCGCGAAAGCACCCGCGGCUGCCUCUUCUACCUAUAGCGCAAUGGACCUUCAAGGUCUCACGGUCGCUCACGAUGCGCAGUCGUUCGAAGAGGGCGAAGACGUCAUCUUGACGUUGAAGGACAACCGUAUCCUUACCGAUGACAUGGGCAACGUGAACGACGCCGACGACGAGCUCGAAAACGUGACGCUAACCGAGGCCGACAAGCGCAAGGAGCGCGAAGAAAUGGCGAAGCGCGCGGCCGGACCCGUCUACUCGGGCUUUGACGAUGACGAGUUUUCGACCGUGCUCGGCGACCGACCCAAGAAGCGGCUGCUUACGCAAUACGAUGAAGAAGACGAUAUGAAAGAAGCACGGGCGCGCAAAAAGUUUGCGCUCAGCGCCCUCGGUGGUCAUGUCGUCGAGACGCCGUCCUUGCCGGCGUCGGCC